Messenger RNA from Malus domestica (apple), 1815 nucleotides. NCBI's taxonomy places the organism in Eukaryota, Viridiplantae, Streptophyta, Magnoliopsida, Rosales, Rosaceae. The record is from RefSeq and is a predicted model, not a curated record.
CAAUCCCUAGACCCUUUUUCAUGUUGAAUUUUCUGAUCUUCUUGUCCAUCAAAUAAUUAUUAAUAAUUGCUUCACUCAGUUUGAUUAUUGUCAUUGUGCUUGUGAGCCUGGAAUUUGAUUUUUUAUUUAUUUUUAAUUAUGUUUGAGUAAUCUUUGUUGUUUGAUCUGUUUGGUUGCCAAGAAAACGCGGGAAAUUGUUUUGCUUCCAGUUGUACAAAUUCAAGUGUUUAAUCUCGAUCCUGUACGGAAGUUUCCUCCGUUUCAGCUGCAUCAUUGGAAUUGGAAAUGGUAGUUUAGUUAUGGCGAUUUCGAUUUGGUUGCUAGAUUUGGAAGAAGAAAAAAAAUUCAUCAAGAUGCUGGAGAUGGGAAUAUAUCUCAGCGCUCCAAAAACUGAUAAGGUCUCAGAAGAUGGUGAGAAUGACAGACUUCGAUAUGGGUCAUCCUCCAUGCAAGGGUGGCGUUCAACCAUGGAAGAUGCUCAUGCUGCUUAUCCAGAUUUUGACGGUUCAACAUCUUUCUUUGGUGUUUAUGAUGGCCAUGGAGGUAAAGCAGUGGCAAAUUUCUGUGCCAAAUAUCUCCACCAACAGGUGCUCAAGGAUGAAGCAUAUCUAGCUGGUGAUUUAGGCAGUUCUCUGCAGAAAGCUUUCCUCAGGAUGGAUGAGAUGAUGCGUGGACAAAGAGGCUGGAGAGAAUUAGCCAUACUGGGAGAUAAGAUAGACAAAGUUUCUGGUCUUAUAGAAGGGUUCAUUUUUUCUCCAAAGAGUGUUGAAGCUAAGAGUAGUGCAUUCAAUGACCAUGUUGAUCAGUGGUCUUCUGAGGAGGGGCCUCAUUCUGAUUUUGAUGGACCAAAUUCCGGAAGUACAGCUUGUGUUGCUAUUAUCCGAAACAAACAACUUCUUGUUGCCAAUGCUGGUGAUUCUCGCUGCGUAAUAUCCAGGAAGGGUGAGGCAUAUAAUUUGUCUAAAGAUCAUAAGCCUGACAUUGAGAAUGAGAAAGAAAGAAUUCUGAAGGCUGGUGGAUUUAUCCAAGUUGGAAGGGUCAAUGGAAGUUUGAACUUGGCAAGAGCAAUUGGGGAUGCGGAAUUCAAGCAGAACAAACAGUUGCCCGUUGAAAAGCAGAUUGUGACUGCCAAUCCUGACAUAAAUAGUGUUGAGCUUUGCGAUGAUGAUGAGUUUCUGGUCAUAGCUUGUGAUGGGAUAUGGGACUGCAUGUCAAGUCAACAACUUGUGGACUAUGUCCGGGAACAAUUAAAACAUGAAAGUAAACUGUCAGUGGUUUGCGAGAGAGUGUUUGAAAGGUGCUUGGCGCCAUCAUCUGGUGGAGAGGGAUGUGACAACAUGACAAUGAUCUUGGUUCAGUUUAAGAAACCUGUUGCUUCAGCUGCAUCUGUUGGGAACCAGCCCAUCGCGUCUAAUCCGCCAUCCGAGAAGGAAAAAACCGCAGCAAACUAAAUAAAUCUUCUGGCGGCCCUAAAAUGAUGACUAUAUAGAAGGACUGCAUUUCUGCAAGUUAUUCAAAGUUUGUUCAGAUUAGGAUGGCGUUCACAUGACAGUACACGUUCAUAGUAUUUGUCAAAUAGCAGUAUAGCUUUGAGUUAUGUACAUGCCCGGGAGUUUGUCUUUCGGUUCUCUCCACAGGUUGAAAUUUAUAGGACGGAACAUUUUCUUUGGAUUGUAACCUGACCAAACAAAGAUGAAGAAUGUUAUUCGUUUUCUUUCGUAUUGCUUGUGAAGUUGGAGCAAUAAUGCAUUGAAUCAACAUCAUGCAGUGGUUGUACUUCAAGUAUUUUUGCAACUUAAAAAUAUUUUCUCUAAA